AUCUUCUUCGGUCAGGAGGAAAGGGUUUAUAGGCCGGGUAAUUAAAUUCACAGCAUUCUGCCAUGAAAUGGCGGCAAGCGCGAGGUGAAGGCGAUAGACUCUGACUCCAAACGCCGAGUUGUGGAUUUUAUUUUGAAUUUGUUUCGUCUACUGGCCAGGCAGGCCGAUGAAGAUGAUGCGUGAUGGACUGAAGUUGUGGAGUAACGGCUCAGAGGCCCACAGCAGUGACCCUGAGGAGGAUGAGGAUGAGGAGGAGAUGUUGUUUGGGGAGAAUGAUGAAGAGUCAGAGGACAUGAUGGACUUGAGUGACCUGCCCACCUCACUGUUUGCCUGCUCUGUACACGAAGCUGUGUUCGAGGAGGACAGGCAGCGGGAGCGUUUCGAGUCUCUGUUUCGGAUCUAUGACGAUCAAACAUCCUUCCAGAUGUUUAAGAGUUUCCGGAGAGUGCGGAUCAGCUUCAGUACGCCAGAGGCCGCUGCACGCGCUCGCAUCGAGCUCCACGAGUCUGAAUUCAACGGCUCCAAACUCAAACUUUAUUUUGCACAGGUGCAGAACUCUGGUGAGGAUGUGGAUAAGGCAUAUCUGGCCCCGCCCCAACCUGUGAAGCAGUUCCUCAUCUCUCCACCCUCUUCCCCACCUGUGGGAUGGAGCCAAAGCGAAGACGCCACCCCCGUCAUCAACUAUGACCUUCUGUGUGCCGUGGCCAAACUGGGCCCAGGUGAGAAAUACGAGCUGCACGCAGGUACGGAUUCCACUCCCAGCGUGGUCGUGCAUGUGUGCGAGAGUGAGACAGAGGAGGAAGACGAGGCCCGGCCCAAGAUGAAAAUCGUCCAGACACGACGUCCCGACAGCCCUCCGAAAGUCUACAACUAAACCCACCUCUCUGCAUGUGUCCUCUGUCUAAAUCUGUCUCUCUCUCUCAUAUGGAGGCAAAGACACCCUUCAUUUCAGCUCUAAUUUAAAAAAAAAACCUUAUAAAAUUGAAAAGAAAUUUAGAGGGGAGAGUGUUUCUCGCUCGCGAUAGGAAAGGACGGACCGAGUUAGUCUUGACUGGAAGAACUGACACACAGACACGUCACCGUCUCACAGAAAAGCAAAGGUAGCAUGGAAGAGGGGGUAAGAUACCUCCUGCAAUCAGAGCACUUUUCAUUCACUCAUUCACACACUCCUGUAGUCUCCUGUAGCAUUAGAGGAUCAGUAGAAAUCUAAAUGUAUCUUAAUGUAGUAGUAGAUGCUGAAGUAGUGGUUUCAUAUCAGACUUUAUUUCUAGCAUUCAGUAACUGGUCAUGGAGGAAUAACACAAAGGGAAGCAAUGUUUUCUUUUUUGCAGAUUUUAACUCGCAUAUCAGGCGAUGUGUUGGGUUUAUACAGUCCACGUGAUCCGGAUGUGUGUGUUAGUGAUGCAUUAACAUGCAGAGAGAAAGCGAGAAGUUAAUUGUACACACACCACCUGCGGUUGCUGUCUUCUGAAAGGGUUGGUUGGAAUUUUUUUUUUUUUUUUACUUAUAAACUUGGAAAUGUUUGUUUACUAAACUAUAUGUGUGUUGUGAUUAAUAUUGUUCUUACCAUGUAUUUGAUACCACAAGCAUUCUUUGCAUGUUAACUGCUGUAGCUAAACACGGAGUGUUUUAUACUGAACGACAGAAAUCGAACGAUCCUGAAGUUAGCCUUCAAUACAUAUCCUGCUGCUGCUCAGGAGUCUAGAAGGCUGUAAAGGCAUUACGGUUGGAGCGAUUGUCUGCAUAUCUGUAGGGUGUUUUUGUUUUUUUGUUUUUUCAAAAGAGCUAGCAUCUUCCUGGUGUGAAUUACAGAGGAGGAAAUCUUUUAAACGUUUUUAUUUUAAUUUCUUUCAGUCUAUUUUCAGCCCUGUGCUUUCGGUCUUUUUCUGCUCAGCUUGCUUGGUGUUUUGAGAAAUCGGAGAUUUCAACCCGUUUUGGGAUUUUGUCAUUUAUAAAAAACACAAACCCUCAACCGUUGAAAGUCGUCACAUGAAAUGCCCUUUAACUUGUAAAAUAAGGUGUCAGGUGAUUAGCAUUUUGUGAUGUGAAGAGUCACAUGAGGAGAAAGCAUCAUGAAAUUAGUUUGGUAUGGGAAAUGUCAUUUUGACUUACAAGUGCAUAGGACACAAUGGCUUGUAUAAAUCCUGUAAGAUAAUCCUACGACAGGUUAAUUUUGUGUUUCAGCGUGUCCUUUUUGCUCUUGAGGCACACACGUUUUACACUCCACAGCCAGUUGCACCAGCAGAACGUAAGCUCUUUCAUAUGCUAGUUUGAACGUAAAUGGCCGCCUUUUUUUAAAAAAAAAAAUUAAGCCUUACGUUAUAUCUUAAUCUUUCCACCUAUCCCCUAAAGUUGCAACAUCCACUGUAAAUAAAAUUACUCUGCAAGUCCGUUCAGACUGGGCAAUGUAAAAGAACACUUGCGCCUAUUACCUCCAUUUUGUUUUCUUUGCCUUUUAUUAUGAUGAUUUCUUCAUGUAGAUAGUUAUGAUAUAUGAUCACUGCUUAUGGACAACUCACAGAAAGAUUUCUGUAACAGGGCAUAUUUAAAAGGAAAGGAUUCUAAUACAACAAAUAUGCUGUUUUUAUAUAUAAAAAAAAAAACUUUCUUUUGUUGUGCAAAAUGUCAUCAGACUGAGACAUUGGCAGUGUAAUAUACACCACAAAAGAUUUUAAAAGUUUGCUAUUAAUCUAAUAUUAUACUGUCUGAAAAGCACAUUCAUAUGUGGAUUAGUGGACUAGGCAUUAGUUAUUUUUUGUUGGUAUGAUUUGUUACUAAUGCUGUUAAAUUUGUGGCAUUAGAGCCCAAGCAGCAGAACUGAACAAGCGCAUACCAGUAUAAAAUACAAGACGUGGAUAAACUGAGUCACGAUUUUAUUGUAAGGCACAAUCCAUUUAUAUUUUACCUAGAUAAAAAAAAUCAACUAGCUUGAAGUAGCACUACUAGUUACGGCAUACCUUAAGUGUCUGGUGCAGCUGAAAUUCUACACCCUGCUAGUUUUAAACUAACUUCUCUCAAUGUAUGGUUGAGGACUAGCAUGCAGUCAAACUUGCCUUCAGCUGGUGCAGCUGUUGACAAUUGAGUCCAGGAAUUAUUAUUAUUAUUAUUAUUAUUAUUAUUAUUAUUAUUAGGAAAGAUCAUUGAUUUGUUUGGUUAUUUGCAUGAAUUGGUAAACAUGCGCUGACAAAAUGACUACCAAAACCCCACUGUGAAUGCAAAUCAACCACAAAGAAGUAAAAAUAUGAAUGCAGAUCAGAAGCUCAUAUAUAUUUUGUACUGUGGUGAGAAGAUCUCUAAAUGAUUCCUGGCAGAAAUAUGUUGAUUGCUUUGUAUAAUACUUUGUCAGUGUUGUCAGUUGGUGUAAGCAGCUUGGACAUUGCCGUUUUAUAUAAUUCUGUCUGUCAUGGGUGUCAUUUUCCUUGUCGUCUGUUGUCGCCUUUUCCAUGUCAUUUACUUCAUCAUUCUUGCUGUCAUUUUAAUAUGACACUAUGCCUAUUGUCUGGUUGUGCCAUUCUUCUGUUGUCUCAUUCUGUCUAAAUUUACAAGCUAGUAAAAAAGUCAUGGCUUGACUGGUAGCAAAGUUCUUCACAGUGACAGAUGCUCAUUGAUUUCCCUAUGAACUGGUCUAAGUAUUUUCAAGUCAAGUCAUGUGUUGGUGUUGUUCAGAGUAGUUUUCUGGAUGAGGGAAAUGAAUGCAUAGCUUUUACUUUGUCCAGAGCACUUAUUUACUCAUCCUUUUUAUAUUGUUCGUAAUGAUUUGGUCAGCAAAGCAGACGAGAGGAUGAAUGGCACAAAUAAAGAACAGGAUUAAUGUAACAGCCAGAUAAAAGGAUGCAUCAAACCAACAGGGAGUAUAAGACAACAGUAUGAAAAUGACAAGCCAGAUACACAUCCAGGACAAAUCAGUAGCCUGAGAGCCCGAGCAGAUUUACUGUCCUGGCUGUUAGUUUUUUUUAUUCAUAGUUGCCAGGUUGACAAGCAGGUUCAACAACCAGAGAAUGAAAAUAAACCCUUCUUCCUAUUGGUUUGUGAUGAUAUGCUAGAAAAUAAGGAUUAUGGUUACACAGUCAUCUCCUCCCCAGGAAUUUAUAUAUUUAUUAAUUUCCCUUAGCCUCUAUUAAUACCCUUAAUAUUUUUACCCAGUCAGUGUUCAGGCAACUAAAAUAUGUGAGUGAAUGGGCAAGCACCCUGGAGCUUCCGCUCGCCAAGUGGCUAGCUAGUAAAUGUAUCAUUUGCACACCCCUGCACAUCAGUAUUGUACAAUGCAGUCAACAUAUUUUUGGUAGUAAUCGGACCUCAGACAUUUCCCAUGAAAGAGAGGAAGGUGUUACUGUGAUCACAAAGCCUUUCGAUAAUGAUGAUGAGUUGAACAAGUUGUCCUGUGUGUGAAAGACAACCUUAAAAUGUUAAAACACACAUGAACAAAUAACACAAAAUUACACAUUAACCACAUGCUCUGUGGGAAGCUGAGAGAGUAUUUCAACAUAACCACAUGCAAUUUCAUAUGUGUUCUUAUGUAAAAAGAAUGCUUUUAGCAUGCAAGAUAAACUUUAAUUCAGUACAA
This is a messenger RNA of Pangasianodon hypophthalmus (striped catfish), 4564 nucleotides long. RefSeq names its product regulator of calcineurin 3 (gene rcan3). NCBI's taxonomy places the organism in Eukaryota, Metazoa, Chordata, Actinopteri, Siluriformes, Pangasiidae. Gene Ontology annotation, cellular component: nucleus; cytoplasm. Bases 167 to 874 code for a protein of 235 amino acids. Gene Ontology annotation, molecular function: nucleic acid binding; calcium-dependent protein serine/threonine phosphatase regulator activity. The record is from RefSeq and is a predicted model, not a curated record. Gene Ontology annotation, biological process: calcium-mediated signaling. The transcript has 5 exons.